This is a messenger RNA of Haliotis rufescens (red abalone), 1845 nucleotides long. RefSeq names its product formin-2-like. The record is from RefSeq and is a predicted model, not a curated record. The coding region runs from base 1 to 1845 and encodes 614 amino acids. Lineage: Eukaryota; Metazoa; Mollusca; Gastropoda; Lepetellida; Haliotidae. The transcript has a single exon.
AUGUUGGCCUCCCAUCCCGUAUGUAGGACUCCCAUCUCCCAUGUUGGCCUCCCAUCUCCUAUGUUGGCCUCCCAUCUCCUGUGUUGGCCUCCCAUCCCCUAUGUUGGCCUCCCAUCCCUAUGUUGGCCCCCCAUCUCCUAUGUUGGCCUCCCAUCUCCUAUGUUGGCCUCCCAUCUCCCAUGUUGGCCCCCCAUCCCCUAUGUUGGCCCCCCAUCCCCUAUGUUGGCCUCCCAUCUCAUAUGUUGGCCCCCCAUCCCCUAUGUUGGCCUCCCAUCUCCUAUGUUGGCCUCCCAUCUCCUAUGUUGGCCCCCCAUCCCCUAUGUUGGCCUCCCAUCUCAUAUGUUGGCCCCCCAUCCCCUAUGUUGGCCUCCCAUCUCCUAUGUUGGCCUCCCAUCUCCUAUGUUGGCCCCCCAUCCCCUAUGUUGGCCCCCCAUCCCCUAUGUUGGCCUCCCAUCUCCUAUGUUGGCCCCCCAUCCCCUAUGUUGGCCCCCCAUCCCCUAUGUUGGCCUCCCAUCCCCUAUGUUGGCCCCCCAUCCCCUAUGUUGGCCCCCCAUCCCCUAUGUUGGCCUCCCAUCUCCUAUGUUGGCCUCCCAUCUCCUAUGUUGGCCUCCCAUCUCCUAUGUUGGCCUCCCAUCCCCUAUGUUGGCCUCCCAUCUCCUAUGUUGGCCUCCCAUCUCCUAUGUUGGCCCCCCAUCCCCUAUGUUGGCCCCCCAUCCCCUAUGUUGGCCUCCCAUCUCAUUUGUUGGCCCCCCAUCCCCUAUGUUGGCCUCCCAUCUCCUAUGUUGGCCUCCCAUCUCCUAUGUUGGCCUCCCAUCUCCUAUGUUGGCCUCCCAUCCCCUAUGUUGGCCUCCCAUCUCCUAUGUUGGCCUCCCAUCUCCUAUGUUGGCCUCCCAUUCCCUAUGUAGGACUCCCAUCUCCUAUGUUGGCCUCCCAUCUCCUAUGUUGGCCACCCAUCCCCUAUGUUGGCCUCCCAUCCCUUAUGUAGGACUCCCAUCUCCCAUGUUGGCCUCCCAUCUCCUAUGUUGGCCUCCCAUCUCCUGUGUUGGCCUCCCAUCCCCUAUGUUGGCCUCCCAUCCCCUAUGUUGGCCCCCCAUCUCCUAUGUUGGCCUCCCAUCUCCUAUGUUGGCCUCCCAUCUCCCAUGUUGGCCCCCCAUCCCCUAUGUUGGCCUCCCAUCUCCUAUGUUGGCCUCCCAUCCCCUAUGUUGGCCCCCCAUCCCCUAUGUUGGCCUCCAUACUCCUAUGUUGGCCUCCCAUCUCCUAUGUUGGCCCCCCAUCCCCUAUGUUGGCCCCCCAUCCCCUAUGUUGGCCUCCCAUCUCCUAUGUUGGCCCCCCAUCUCCUAUGUUGGCCUCCCAUCUCCUAUGUUGGCCCCCCAUCUCCUAUGUUGGCCUCCCAUCCCCUAUGUUGGCCUCCCAUCUCCUAUGUUGGCCUCCCAUCUCCUAUGUUGGCCUCCAUACUCCUAUGUUGGCCCCCCAUCCCCUAUGUUGGCCCCCCAUCUCCUAUGUUGGCCCCCCAUCCCCUAUGUUGGCCCCCCAUCCCCAAUGUUGGCCCCCCAUCCCCAAUGUUGGCCUCCCAUCUCCUAUGUUGGCCUCCCAUCCCCUAUGUUGGCCCCCCAUCCCCUAUGUUGGCCUCCCAUCUCCUAUGUUGGCCUCCCAUCUCCUAUGUUGGCCCCCCAUCCCCAAUGUUGGCCUCCCAUCCCCUAUGUUGGCCCCCCAUCCCCUAUGUUGGCCUCCCAUCUCCCAUGUUGGCCCCCCAUCCCCUAUGUUGGCCCCCCAUCCCCUAUGUUGGCCUCCCAUCUCCUAUGUUGGACUCCCAUCCCCUAUGUUGGCCUCCCAUCCCCUAUGUAG